Messenger RNA from Myiozetetes cayanensis, 5073 nucleotides. It is a transcript of the gene CAPN5, whose product is annotated as calpain 5. Gene Ontology annotation, molecular function: calcium-dependent cysteine-type endopeptidase activity. Gene Ontology annotation, biological process: proteolysis. Bases 115 to 2040 code for a protein of 641 amino acids. The transcript is spliced from 13 exons. The record is from RefSeq and is a predicted model, not a curated record. Lineage: Eukaryota; Metazoa; Chordata; Aves; Passeriformes; Tyrannidae. Gene Ontology annotation, cellular component: cytoplasm.
GGUGCUUGCGGGAGGAGAAGCGCUGCGGGAGCGGCGCGCCCGGAGCGGCGGCACCGGCACGGGCAGCGGGCACUGGGCACUGGCACCAGCCCCGUGCAGAGCUGGUGGGGAAGAAUGUUUUCCUCGGUGAAGCCAUACGAGAACCAGCGCUACGCCUCCCUAAAGAAGGAAUGUCAGCGGCGGAAGCAGCUCUUUGAGGACCCACUUUUCCCUGCCAAUGACGACUCGCUCUUCUACAAGUCAAGGAUUCAGGGCAUCCAGUGGAAGCGACCGAAAGAAAUCUGCAAUGAUCCACGUCUCUUUGUGGAUGGGAUCAGCUCCCAUGACUUACACCAGGGCCAGGUUGGGAACUGCUGGUUUGUGGCUGCCUGCUCCUCCCUGGCAUCCCGGGAGUCUCUGUGGCAGAAGGUCAUCCCAGAUUGGAAGGAGCAGGAGUGGAACCCUGAGAAACCUGAGAGCUACGCAGGCAUCUUCCACUUCCAGUUCUGGCGUUUCGGUCAGUGGCUGGAUGUGGUGAUUGAUGACCGCCUGCCCACACUCCACAAUCAGCUCAUCUACUGCCACUCCAACUCCAGGAACGAAUUCUGGUGUGCCUUGGUGGAGAAAGCAUAUGCCAAGUUGUCAGGCUGUUAUGAGGCCCUGGAUGGAGGCAACACAGCUGAUGCCCUGGUAGAUUUUACUGGUGGUGUCUCUGAACCUAUUGACCUGACUGAAGGGGACUACAUCACUGAUGAAGCCAAGCGAAACCUCCUCUUUGAGCGCGUGUUGAAGGUGCACAACCGGGGAGGCCUCAUCAGCUGCUCCAUUAAAGCCACGUCAGCAGCUGACAUGGAGGCUCGCCUGGCCUGCGGCCUGGUGAAGGGCCACGCGUACGCGGUGACGGACGUGCGGAAGGUCCGCCUGGGCCACGGCCUUCUGUCCUUCUUCAAGUCAGAGAAACUGGACAUGAUCCGCAUGCGCAACCCGUGGGGCGAGCGGGAGUGGAACGGCCCUUGGAGUGACACUUCUGAGGAGUGGCAGAAAGUGAGUAAAAGUGAGAGAGAGAAAAUGGGAAUGACAGUGGAAGAUGAUGGAGAGUUCUGGAUGACCUUCGAAGAUUUCUGCAAAUACUUCACGGACAUCAUCAAGUGCCGUCUGAUCAAUACGUCCUACCUGAGCAUCCACAAGACCUGGGAAGAGGCAGUGCUACAUGGAGCAUGGACCAGAAGCAAUGACCCCUUGAAAAACCGCUCUGGAGGUUGUAUCAACCACAAGGACACCUUUUUACAGAACCCCCAGUAUGUGUUCGAUGUGAAGAAGGCAGAAGAUGAAGUGCUGAUCUCUAUCCAGCAGAAGCCAAAAAGGACCAGUCGCAAAGAGGGCAAAGGAGAGAACUUGGCCAUAGGCUUUGAUAUCCAUAAGGUGGAGUUGAAUAGGAACUACCGGAUGCACACCCUGCAGCAGAAGGUGGCCAGCUCCAUCUACAUCAACUCCCGCAGUGUCUUCCUGAGGACAGACCUGAAGGAAGGUCGCUACGUCAUCAUCCCCACCACUUUUGACCCUGGUCACGAAGGCGAGUUCCUUCUCAGGAUUUUCACAGAUGUGCCUUCAGAUUGCCGAGAGCUGACACUGGAUGAGCCACCACACACCUGCUGGAGUGGGAUGUGUGGUUACCCACAAGUAGUAUCCCAGAUCCAUGUCCUUGCUGCAGCUGGGCUCAAGAAUCAGGACUCCCAAGGAGGAGCCGAUCCUUAUGUGAUCAUAAAGUGCGAAGGACAGAAAGUUCGCUCUCCAGUGAAGAAGAACACAGUAUCACCAGAAUUUGAUGUGAAAGGGCUCUUCUACCGCAAGAAGCCAGGACAACCCAUCAUUGUUCAGAUCUGGAACCACAACUUAAUAAGUGACGAGUUCUUGGGCCAAGUGGUACUGACGGGGGAUCCCAGUGACCGGCAGUCAGUGCACACGCUGCACCUCCAGGACAAGGGGAACAGGAGGUCAAAUGAUCUCCCUGGAACCAUUGCUGUGAUGCUGCUCAGCAGUAACGUCCUCACUAAUGUCUGAGUACUCAAGGAUGACUCUUCUGGUGCCACAUAUGUGAAUAUAAACAUGCACACAUACACACACAUAUAUAUAGAGAGACACACACAGAGCCUACCUACCAUCCGCAAAGUGUAUAUGAACCAUGCAUGCAUUCCACUCAAAAGAGCCAAUCUUGUGUUUUCAAUGUUCAAAAAUGGUGCCUUUUUUUAGGAACCACAAUGAUCCUUCUGCUGGCAUCCUCUGCAGCCUCCCCUCGUUGCCAUGUGCCCUGUGGGAUUGCCGUGAGCACACUGUGUGCCCUGACAGCCAGAGCAUGAUGCCCUGAUGCUGUUUGUUUACACAGGCUGGCACACCCACAUGCCGCCAUGCACACGUGUGGCCACCGCGGUCCCACCAGCUGCUUCAGUGCAUCCUCGAUGUGUCUGCUGGUGUUAAGAGCAGUUUGCAUGGAGUUGACUCCCUUGAAAUUGUCAUUUAAUCGCUUAUCUGUGGAGGCGCCACAGCAAAGGAAAAGUGAAAAAACAGACUGGGGCCUUCUGUGUGUUUUUGGGGAUGGGUUUGCAUACUGCAACUGGAAGGAAAAUGCACCAAGGCAGCCCAAAUCCCAGAUUCACAGGGGCAACAAGAUCAAAGGCUCUAUCAUUUUAGGGACAAGCUGAGUCCACCCAAGUCUUGUUCAAUCCCAUGCAACUCUGAAGUAUACAAAGAUGUCAACAACUAUGUGGGAAAACUGUUCUCUGGGGUCAGGCUUUUGAACUGGUCUGGACUCGGCUCCUCCGUGUGCCUCUUGAACUGCCGUGGUGCCUGCUGUCUCCAUGUCUUCAUGCCAUCCCCAUCCCACGAGCUCAUCUCAGGAGCUGAGGUGGCUUGUCUGCUGGAGCCAUUCAGUGUUCAAGUAAGAGGAGAUUGAUUCCUCUGAAGGCGAAAAUGUCAGGUCCAAGGGAUGGAGAGCUUUGCUCCAUGGACUCCAUCUUUACUGCUGCAUACAGUGCAUCAUUUCUCAGUGCCUCGCUUUCCCAAAUUCUUUUAAAAAAUAGUGGGAUUUUAGCUUGUACUAGAGGAGCACUACUCCCAGUGCAGCCUGAAAAUGCUGGGAAUAUUUAAUUCAUACCAGUGCCCAUCUCUCACCUUUAAUUUCCAGUCUCCUGGCUUGGAGGAGGAGUUGCACAGUGCUAGAACCAGUCUCAUGAGCACAACUCAAAUGCAUCCUUGGGGGCAUGUCUGGGGCCACGGUGUGCUCCUGAUUUCCAUGAAAACUGGGUUAAUCUUCUUUAUUCCACUGGGUGGCAGAAUCCGGCUUCUUAUAAACCAUCCCAGAUAAGCCAAACAACAACCCGUUGUCUGGCCUUUGAGCAGCUGAUCAGGGCGGGUUUCAAACCAUUUUUUUCUCCUGUUGUUUGGGGGUUUUUAUUCAUGUGCCUUUAAAAUGGUGCAAGUUAAGGGAUUUUUCUGUCAGAUUUUCUAACAAGUAAAUCUUUUUCAAUCACCUGCUGCAUGCAAGUGGAAAUUAAUAUAUAUGAUAAAAUGUUCUAAUCUUGGCAAAUUUUGGCCUGGGCAGAGUCCUUUUCCUGCAAGAACAAGUGAACAGGAAAGCCUUCUUUUGCCAUAGCAAGUAGGGUUUCUGCUUGCCCUAGUAAACACCCAUAUUUAUGCUGCAAGGCUGUUUUUUUUUUUUUUAAGUCCCUAAAGAUCUUUUAAGUCUAUAACGUAGUAAAGUGUUCCCAAAUUCACAUCACCUGCCAGCUCAGUUCUUGGUGCAUCCAGAAGCAGACAGUACAACUGCAUCAAUUUUUGCAGGCUGUUUUUCUCCUUUCCUCAUCUUCAGAGUUUACCUCCUGCAGUUAUUGACAAAACCGUUCCAGGUUUGCACUGAGAACCCUCCAACUGCAAGUGCCAUCAUAGGGACCAAGUUUAUUUCAGCAUCUUGCAGAAUUAACUUAAAUGCUUCUAGGUAGGUCAAGUGACAUUUUGAACCCAAGGUCAAAGCAAAUCCUUGAAUUUGGGCAGACUGAUUCAAAGAUAUUUUGGUUUUAUUCUGUUUUUGUUUAUGGGACUCAUCACUGAAAAUAAAUGGAAGCAGCAUUGUAGGGCUAGAAGGUAUCAUUUGGGUCUCUAGACUUAUGUUCAGAGUGACAUAAGAGAUGGACCGUGAUCCCCAAAGAUACCUCACCAGAGAAGGAGAAGAGCAGUUUGGCAUCCCAGGAACGUGAGAAGAGCUUUGCACCAUCAUCAGUAGAUGGAGGCAUCCAGCCUGCUGGCAUUAGCCUUGUUUUCUCAGGAAAUCAGGCUAUGGAUAGCUUCAGCAAAGGAGAGAUAUUUGGUCAGGAGUGCCCUGCCAUGUGCCAAAUCUCACCGUGAUGCCCAAGGAGCAGUGCUGAAGCUUAACAAGGAGUAAUGGUGCCCUGGUACCCAUGGGCAGACUCCUUCCUUCCUAUAAAGAAUCAAGCCAUGAUGAGAGGAAAGACAGCUUUUAAACAGUUCUUAAAAAAAAAAAAAAAGAAUCAUCACACUAUAUCAGGACCAAAAUGUCUUAAUACCAGUAAUAUUUGUCCUUUUUUUCCCCAAAGCUUUGGAAAAGUUGGAGCAGAAGCCUUUUUCCCCUACAUUUCCAAUGGAAUAACAAAAAUUACCUUUGUUACUCUUUUUUUUGGUCUUGUUUGUAGAGCAGAUAUUGAAAUGCCAUUCCUACUGUUGAUGCCUUUUCUUUUUGAAUGAAGUAGACAGAAAUAUUCAGGAUUUUUUUGUUUGAGAGGAGUGUGGGUCUGAUAAACACUUUCCAGUCCCUCCCAGGUGGUGUAGGACAUGUCUCUGAUUUAUUUUAUAUUUCUUUUCUUAAUCAUUUCAAUGGUUGCAAGCAGCCUGCCAUUAUACUCUGUGAAAUCCAUUUCUCUUUGACAUCUCCGUGUUAGAACAGGCUGUGACUUGUCUUCAUCUCCAAAGGCACUGAUGUGUCACGCUGCACAAAACCAGAGAGUGGUCCAAACAGAAAGCCAACAUUGUACAGCUGUAAACCUCCUAUAAAUAAAUAAAUAAAUUGUGUAUAUUUUAUUCAGA